Trichosurus vulpecula (common brushtail) is the source of this 802-nucleotide messenger RNA. Its product is annotated as 60S ribosomal protein L29-like. Gene Ontology annotation, biological process: cytoplasmic translation. Bases 45 to 704 code for a protein of 219 amino acids. The record is from RefSeq and is a predicted model, not a curated record. Lineage: Eukaryota; Metazoa; Chordata; Mammalia; Diprotodontia; Phalangeridae. The transcript has a single exon. Gene Ontology annotation, cellular component: cytosolic large ribosomal subunit; ribosome. Gene Ontology annotation, molecular function: structural constituent of ribosome.
UUCCGGUCGGUGGAGCGCCUGUUAGCGCAGGCUGCGGUGUAAAAAUGGCUAAGUCUAAGAACCAUACCACUCACAACCAAUCAAGAAAAUGGCACAGAAAUGGCAUCAAGAAGCCUAGGUCACAGAGAUACGAGUCUCUGAAAGGGGUUGACCCCAAGUUUCUAAGAAACAUGCGCUUUGCCAAGAAACACAACAAGAAGGGCUUGAAGAAGAUGCAGGCCAACAACGCCAAAGCCAUCAAGGCCAGAGCAGAGGCCAUCAAGGCCCUGAGCACCAAGGCCUCCAAGGCCAAGCUCCUCAGGCCCAAGAUCCCCAAGGCCAGUGCCCGGUGUGCUGGCCACAAGAUGGCCAGCAAGCGUCCAGGCCCUAGGGUCGGCAUCAAACGUCCAGGCUCCAGGAUCACAAAGCCUGACUCUAAGAUUGCCAGAACCACUGACCCCAAGGCUGCCAAGCCCACUGACCCCAAGGCCACCAAGUCUGCCGCCAAGGUCAGUAAGUCUGAUCCCAAGGCUACCAAAUCUGGCCCCAAGGCCACCAAAUCUGAUGCUAAGGCCUCCAAGUCCGGUCCCAAGGUUGCCAAGUCUGAUUCUAAGGCCCCGAAGCCCAGUGAUUCCAAGGCUGCUACGCCUACUGACCCCAAGGCUGCCGAGUCCAAACCCAAAGAUGCUGGGGCUAAAGCUGCUAGUCCCAAGCCUUCAAAGUAGAUGCUUCAGGACAGAAGGACUUAUUUAAACCCUAAACCACCGUUUUUUCCUAGCCAGGGUAUGAUUAUUCACUAUUUUGUACAAAUAAAGGAAAUGGU